Tripterygium wilfordii is the source of this 713-nucleotide messenger RNA. RefSeq names its product embryo-specific protein ATS3B-like. The record is from RefSeq and is a predicted model, not a curated record. The transcript is spliced from 3 exons. Gene Ontology annotation, molecular function: protein binding. NCBI's taxonomy places the organism in Eukaryota, Viridiplantae, Streptophyta, Magnoliopsida, Celastrales, Celastraceae. The coding region runs from base 44 to 592 and encodes 182 amino acids.
CUUACUGGCUUGGAAUUCCCUCCUUUGGUACAGCGGAAACAAAAUGGUCAAAGCACUCUCUCUUGUAUUUUGCUUUUCCUUGCUGUAUGGUUUCUCAGAAUCCAAACAGGUCACUCUACUACCUGAAGCUCUUGGAUCGCUUAAUCUCUCAUACAUCCAGAAAGUUGGGAGUUGUUCUUACACGAUUACCAUAACAACGAGCUGUUCCUCCAGCAAGUACACGCGAGAUCAGAUCAGUAUUUCAUUUGGGGAUUCUUAUGGCAAUCAGAUUUAUGCACCGAGAUUGGAUGAUCCAUAUACAAGAACAUUUGAACAAUGCUCCACAGAUACAUUUCAGAUUUACGGUCCGUGUGCAUAUCAGAUUUGCUUUGCAUACCUCUAUAGAAGUGGACCGGAUGGUUGGAAACCAAGUAGUGUGAAGAUAUCUGGUUAUUAUUCAGGGGAUGCUAUGUUCAACUACAAUACCUUUAUCCCUGAUGAUGUUUGGUACGGAUUUGAUUUGUGCCACAAUGAUUCUCCCUCGCACAAAUUAGCUAGUUGGGGUUGGUUUGUGUCUUUGAUUGUGGGUUUCUGCCUUAGUGCUCUCUUGUAACUAUCAGUUGCCUUUAUGUUCCUACUUAACGUUGGUUAGUCUUGUAUUCUUACAUUAUUGUCGAAGGAACAAAAAUAUAUUUACUUGAACUUACUGUUGAGUAAAUGCUUAUUUUGCUAUU